Molecule: messenger RNA, 432 nt
Organism: Effrenium voratum
Lineage: Eukaryota; Dinophyceae; Suessiales; Symbiodiniaceae
Source: the annotation of a GenBank genome assembly
AUGGCGCAAUUCAACACCCGUAACUUGGACUGCGCUGAUGCCACCGUGCCAGCAUUGGGUCAUGAGCUGACAUUCAGCACAUUGACGGCCGUUUUCACUUCCGUUCCAUUUAUCUUCCAGGGUCCAUGUUUGGAGGCAGGGUCCGAUGCAUCCUUGGUAGAUGCCACGGAGUUGCCUAGGCUCUCGGAAUUCUCGGGUGGCGAAGGGGCCCCUCUCAGUGAUUUCCUUUUUUGGGAUGGGAAAAUGGAUGGGCCAUCUCAAACAGUUUGGAAGGGACCAGAACUUGGCUUGGUCUGUGGCUUUUCAGACUAUGCGAGCCGCUAUGGCUGCCUCUUGCAGAAGGCAAGCCAUUGGAUACUUGAACUGAGACAGCCAGGAGAAGUGACUGAGACACAGUUGCACACACUCAGCAUUUGUUGGCUUUUAUGCUGA